AUUUAAAAGUUAAGCUUAAAAAAAUUGUUGAAGUUAUUUUUCAAUUAGAAAUGACUGCAAAAACUUUUCCGCCAUUGAAAAAUGAUCUGAUCCUGAGAGCGGCCAGAGGAGAACCGGUUGAAAGGGUGCCAGUGUGGGUUAUGAGGCAGGCUGGCAGAUAUCUCCCCGAAUUUCAAGAAAUAAGAAAGAAACAUGAAUUUUUUGAGGUCUGCAAGACACCUGAGCUUGCAUGCGAAGUAACUUUGCAGCCGAUUAGGAGAUUUGAUUUAGAUGCGGCUAUAAUAUUUUCUGACAUACUCGUCGUCCCGGAGGCUAUGGGGCUUGAAGUUCAAAUGUUGCCUGGGAAGGGGCCCUCAUUUCCUCAGCCAUUAGACACACCAGACGAUAUGAAAAGAUUGAAACCAGACACUGACGUCUAUGUGACGUUGAAAUAUGUUUUUGAUGCCAUAACUCUUACUAGAACGAAGUUGGAGGGGAAAUGCCCUUUGCUCGGUUUCUCUGGGGCUCCUUGGACCUUGAUGGCCUACAUGAUAGAGGGUGGUGGUUCUACUACUUAUUCCAAAUCAAAAAAGUGGUUGUACAACCACGCCAGUCAAUCACACGAGCUACUUAUGUGGGUCACGAAGGUUGUCAUUAAAUAUUUAAUAGGUCAAGUUGAGGCCGGGGCACAGAUGUUACAGAUAUUUGACUCCCACGCCGGCAUCUUGGGUCCGGAUCUAUUCAGCAUCUUUGGUAUCCCAUACCUGAAAAUGAUAUCACAGGGUGUCAAAGAGGGAUUGAAGGAAAAAGGGAUCAAUCAAGUGCCAAUGACGAUAUUUGCCAAAGACGCUCACUUUGCACUAAAAGACCUGUCGAAAAUAGGCUACGACGUUCUUGGCCUUGAUUGGACGAUAUCUCCUAAAAGGGCAAGAGAAGAGACUCACUGUUGCAUAACCUUACAGGGCAAUCUCGAUCCAUGUGCCCUUUAUGCCGACGAGGCCCAACUAACACAAUUAGUAGAGAGAAUGGUGAAAGAAUUCGGAACGCGCGGGUACAUCGCUAAUUUGGGGCACGGUAUAUACCCUGAUACCCCUCUAAGUGGCAUGCAGUCGUUCGUUGAGUUAGUACACAAACAUACGGAGGAACUAUGCAAGCAGACAGUGCAAGAGAAGAAUGACGUAAAAUGUGGCGAUCAUUGAGGAAUGUCUUAUAAUUAUAAAUAUCUAUAGUUAUGUAUAAUAUUUCUCUAAUAGUUAUUAAUAAUUAUCUUUAUUAUGAUUAAUUAUAAUUAGAAAUUGAUUGGCCAUAGUAGCGUUUACGACCCCGAAAAAUAUUAAUCACAUUAUAAAUGUUUUUGAAGUUUCAUUGCAUUGUAUUGAAUGGGAGAAGAAAUUGUUAUACAUGUUUCACACUAUGUUUGUAUGCAAUUAAACAAUCAA
Helobdella robusta is the source of this 1418-nucleotide messenger RNA. RefSeq lists its product as hypothetical. The coding region runs from base 51 to 1178 and encodes 375 amino acids. The transcript is spliced from 10 exons. Gene Ontology annotation, biological process: heme biosynthetic process. Gene Ontology annotation, cellular component: cytosol. Gene Ontology annotation, molecular function: uroporphyrinogen decarboxylase activity. The record is from RefSeq and is a predicted model, not a curated record. NCBI's taxonomy places the organism in Eukaryota, Metazoa, Annelida, Clitellata, Rhynchobdellida, Glossiphoniidae.